This is a messenger RNA of Populus nigra (black poplar), 1168 nucleotides long. RefSeq lists its product as uncharacterized. The transcript has a single exon. The record is from RefSeq and is a predicted model, not a curated record. Lineage: Eukaryota; Viridiplantae; Streptophyta; Magnoliopsida; Malpighiales; Salicaceae. Gene Ontology annotation, biological process: defense response. The coding region runs from base 120 to 1019 and encodes 299 amino acids.
UUCUUUCUUUUUAUUUUUUCGCGCCAUCAAAUUCUUCUUUUUCCUUAUGCUUCUCGUCGCGGUCUCAUCCUAAACCUUGAGCGCACGUUAGCAAACCACCACCAGGAAAGAAAAAUCUCAUGGCUUCCCCAAAGCCUCUCCAUCUCGAGAUCACAAUAAUCUCUGCUAAACACCUCAAAAACGUCAAUUGGCGAAACGGCGAUCUGAAACCCUACGCCACCUUCUAUCUCGACAACUCGGACCACCGACUCGCAACUCAUGCCGACGACUCACUCUCAACUCGCCCCGUCUGGAACGAACGAUUUACUAUCCCCAUGAUUCGCCACGAUUCAGUCCUCACCCUCGACGUCUUCCACUCCAAGCCAUCCGAAACCCCCAAACCUCUUGUAGGCACCGUGAAAUUUCCAUUGACUCAGCUCCUCGACUCGGACGAGACAACGUCCUACUCGGUCCGCACGCUCGAGCUUUCACGUCCCUCUGGCCGUCCACAGGGUAAAGUCCUGGUGAAACUGGAGGUGAAAGAACGGCCUUUGCCUCCUCCGGUGCAGGAUUACCAUACCGCCCCUAAUUAUAGCCAUUAUUACAACCCUGCCCCUGUUCAACCUCCCGCACGUGACUACAGGGAAUACUCUCCCUCUCCAUACGGCUACACCGAUCAGUACGGUUACUACCCUGCUUGCUAUCCUUCACAACCUCCCCUACCAUCUCGACCUCUGUACAAUCGAGCAUCCAAUAACAGUUUCCCAGGUGGGCCUUCUGCUCCCGUUGAUCUAUCUUCCCAACCAUCACCAUCGCCCUACGAUCACAAGCCACCACAGCCGGUGUUGUUGCAAAAGACAUCCAAUUACGGAGUGCCAAGUGGACCAUCGGCUCCCGUCGAUUAUUCAUAUGGGAAAGGUAGUGGGCCCGAGAUCACUGGGGCAAUCGGAGGGUUAAAUUUGGAGGAAGGGAGUAACUAUGAGAAAGAGAAAGUUGCUGCUGAUAAAGAGAGUCACAGCAGCUACCGUCCUGGGUAUUGAAAGAAUUGAGAUGAUUGAGAGAGUGAAGGUAUAUUUAAGUUAUUUAUGCUCGCAUUGUGGCCUUGAUUGAUGAAUGUACUUUUGUAUAUAUGCGACUAAUGACGAUAACCACUGGAUGCUGCCCUCAGUUUCCUGUUGUGUUUUGAUUA